AAAGGAUCAAAAACCAUUUGGGGCCGAAGUGUCUCACAGCUCCACGGGCUCAAACGGUAUCAAUUGGAACUCUAACCCUCAUCAGCAUUCCAUGGCCAUCGACGAUCCAACCGAAAUCCUUGCGAUUUCCCACUGAUACCUCUUGCCAUUGGCCAUUGCAGCUGGACCCUCUGUUGUUGUGCUCAUUAUUAUAGUAACACAAGACAACCAACAACUCAUCUAGCUAACAUCUACGACUAUCAAUACGGUAUGAUUCAAACUCUGUUUUUGCUGUCUCCCACAGGAGAAGUUCUGAUUGAACGUCAUUUCCGUGGCGUAGUAACCCCCCGUUCGGUCUGUGAUACCUUUUGGGAUCGAGCCUCGCAGUCGGUGAAUCACCAUGGCGGUCUGUCGACGACUACGUCUAUUUUACUGCAAGACGAUCACUACGAUUCCAUCACUCCCGUCAUGGAAAUAUCCUCCACCACAGGAUCGCUUCUCUACGUCAUUAGCAUUCUCCGCGAUGGAUUGUCCUAUUUGGCGGUGUGUCCGGCCGAAGUGAGUCCCCUCCUCAUUUUGGAGUUUUUGCACCGCAUUGCCGACACACUGGUCGAUUACUUUGGCAACCCCGCCGAUGAAUCCACCAUUAAAGAGAAUUUCUCCACCGUCUAUCAGUUACUAGAAGAAAUGAUGGAUUACGGAUGGCCGUUAACGACCGAAGGAAAUGCCCUCAAAGCCAUGAUUCGACCACCCACCGUCAUGAGCAAAUUACUCGCCACGAGUACCAGUGCUGUUUCGGAUGAAUUGCCCAGUGGAACCGUCUCCAAUAUGCCCUGGAGAGCGGCGGGUGUUCAUUACAAUCAAAAUGAAAUUUACAUGGAUAUCAUUGAAGCGGUAGAUGCCAUUGUCGAUGCAUCGGGCAGACUCGUCAGUGUCGAUGUCAGUGGCAGUAUUCAAUGUCAAUCCCAUCUCAGUGGCAUUCCCGAUUUGUUAUUGACAUUUAAAGAUCCAUCGCUCAUUGAUGAUUGCUCCUUUCAUCCGUGUGUCCGAUAUGCGAGGUAUGAACACGAUCACGUCGUUAGUUUUGUUCCACCCGAUGGGAACUUUGAACUUAUGCGAUAUCGCAUCAAACGAGAUUCCGUCGCCAACUUUACACCCCCCAUUUAUUGUCAUGUUCAAUGGAAUGUGGCCAGUACUAAUGAAGGCAACGAUCCAGAUGACUCUAGUAAAGGACGCAUCGUACUACAAAUGGGAUUGACGCCGUCCAGUUCGCUCAUUUUGUCGGCAUCCCGCAACAAAUCACAAGCUCUCAUCGUAGAAGAUGUCGCCAUUACCAUUCCAUUUCCCAAAUCGGUACGCAGCAUUGCCAAUUCCUGUUCGGCAUCCGUCGGGUCACUCAUUUACGAUGAAGCCGGUAAAGUCGUCCAAUGGAAUUUGGGGAAACUGGAUGUCACCAAAAAACCACAAUUGACCGGACAAUUCACACUGAAUACGACAAGUGAUACGGCGACUACCAGCAUGACGAUGGCACCUAAUCUGUCCAUGAGUUGGAAAAUUCCACUCGCGUCCGUCUCUGGACUCUCUGUCAGUGGACUCUCUGUCCAGGGAGAAAAAUAUCGACCCUACAAGGGAGUACGGAAUAUUACCAAGAGUGGCAUGUUCCAAGUUCGAGUGGGAUAGACUAUUAAUAAUUUUUAAUAGCUAAUGUAAAUAAGUCGACUCCAACUUGGGUCUGU
Seminavis robusta is the source of this 1715-nucleotide messenger RNA. Lineage: Eukaryota; Bacillariophyta; Bacillariophyceae; Naviculales; Naviculaceae. The record is from the annotation of a GenBank genome assembly.